This is a messenger RNA of Equus caballus (horse), 521 nucleotides long. RefSeq names its product KiSS-1 metastasis suppressor (gene KISS1). NCBI's taxonomy places the organism in Eukaryota, Metazoa, Chordata, Mammalia, Perissodactyla, Equidae. Gene Ontology annotation, cellular component: endoplasmic reticulum; membrane. Gene Ontology annotation, biological process: positive regulation of cytosolic calcium ion concentration; G protein-coupled receptor signaling pathway; retrograde transport, endosome to Golgi. Gene Ontology annotation, molecular function: kisspeptin receptor binding. The record is from RefSeq and is marked provisional.
GCACUUCCAGGACCUGCAUCAUCUCACCAAGAUGAACUCGCUGGUUUCGUGGCAGCUCUUGCUCUUCCUCUGUGCCACCUCCUUCAGGGAGACAUUAGAAGAGGCGGCGCCCGUGGAGCAGCCUAGAUCCACAGGCCGGUGGCUCGGACCCCUGGCGCUCCUGGCCCCCUGGGCGCAGAGCCCGCGCUGCGCGGAGGGGAUGCCCGACCCCGUCGGGCGGCGCCCUCGGGCGGCCUCGCUGUGCCCGUCUCCGGGGAGCUCGACGGGACCCCAGCGGCCGGGCCCGUGCGCCCCCCGCAGCCUCCGGAUCCCCGCGCCCCGGGGCGCCGCGCUCGUGCGGCGGGCGAAGUUGCUGCCCGCCUACCGCUGGAACUCCUUCGGGCUGCGCUACGGCCGGCGGCGGGCGGCCCCAACGGCACCGACGAGGGUCCGUGCGCGCGGGGCCGGGGCUGGGGGCAGGACAGAGGGAGGGGGACUGGAGUUUCUGUCCUGAAGCGAUAAAGGAAAUGCUGCCGACUCAC